AUGGAAGACUUUGAGUCAAACAUCUAUCCUAGUCUCCCAGAGGAGGACGCGUGUCGUCACAUUAGCGUCAAUAACAUCUACAGUAUCAAAUAUAAACUAAAAAUGCAGUCUGCCGCGUUUAAUCUCCUCCUCCUCCUCAUCUCGUUUACCGCCAUAGCUAUCCCGUCAAUAACCUCCGCCACAACGAUCGGAGUCACCUACUCGAAUCCAGCGUCCACCUACAGCUCCAUUCCGAUAUUGCCGGAAAAAAUCGCUUCGAAGGUCGUUGCGAUGAACUUUCAGGCGGUGAGGCUUCUCGACUCGAAUCCGGAGAUGAUUCGCGCUUUCGCGGACACCAACGUCGCUAUCUUACUCUCAAUUCCGAAUCCGAUGAUUCCUGUCCUCGCUUCAAAUCUUUCGCUCGCGUCGCUUUGGGUGUAUCACAAUGUGUUUGUCUUCUAUCCGCGCACAAAGAUCUCAGUGAUCUCCGUCGGAGACGACGUGAUUUCGUCGUAUUCUUCGCCGGACGAUCCACCUCUGUUUCUCCUCAGGGCGAUGCAGAAUGUUCAAAAAUCUCUGGAGAAUCUGGGAAUCUUCAAGAUAUCGGUAUCUACGACGUUCUCUUUCUCCAGCAUUAUCCCAAACGCUUUCCCUCCGUCAUCGGCGAAGUUCGAACAAGGUAACGGAGAAGCGAUAAUCAGGCCGAUUCUGCGAUUCCUUGAGAGAACCAACUCAUCUUUCAUCAUCAAGAUAGAUCCCUACGAGAUGUACAGAUCCAGAUCCUCGACUACAAUCGGGUUUGCCAUUUUCGAAUCUUCAAGUUUCAAUUUCAGAGAGGAUCUCACCACCGGAGUUAAGUACCAUAAUCUAUUCGACAUGAUGGUCGACGCUGUGAUCAGCUCCAUGGCCGUCAUGGGGCACGAGAAUCUUCCGGUGAUUGUGGCGGAGACUGGUUGGCCUAGCACGGGAGGGAUUGGUGCGACGCCGUAUUACAGUUGGCGAUUUUUGCGGUCUUUGAUUGGCCACCUGAGACGUGGAUCUGGUACACCACUGAGGAAAGGUGGUCCAUUAGAGGUUUACAUAUUUGAGCUUGUUGACAAAUAUGAUCCCGAGCAGCUAGGGACUAGGAGGAACUGGGGACUUCUAGAUCACAGCUUGAAAGACAAAUAUCAGCAUUUGGGACUCAAAGACUCGGAGACUAUCUUCGCAAUCUUAUUAGCUCUCUUGACAGUUGGUUGCCCUCUUGCAUCUCUCAUGAACGCGAGCCACAAGCUUAUUGGCUGGUACAUUAGGAGGAAUGAUCCCCCAAGACCCAUCAGAAGAAACGUCAGAAGAAACUGA
Eutrema salsugineum is the source of this 1320-nucleotide messenger RNA. RefSeq names its product glucan endo-1,3-beta-glucosidase, basic isoform. Gene Ontology annotation, cellular component: plasma membrane. The transcript is spliced from 3 exons. Gene Ontology annotation, molecular function: hydrolase activity, hydrolyzing O-glycosyl compounds. NCBI's taxonomy places the organism in Eukaryota, Viridiplantae, Streptophyta, Magnoliopsida, Brassicales, Brassicaceae. The record is from RefSeq and is a predicted model, not a curated record. Gene Ontology annotation, biological process: carbohydrate metabolic process. The coding region runs from base 1 to 1320 and encodes 439 amino acids.